AUGAGGUUGAACCCAAAGAAAUGUGUUUUUGGAGUAACGGCUGGGAAGUUCUUGGGAUUCCUUAUUGAUGAAAGGGGAAUUGAGGCCAACCCUGACAAAGUACAAGCAGUAAUAGACAUGACGUCGCCGAAAUCAGUAAAGGAAAUCCAACGCCUAACUGGAUGUCUAGCGGCCCUGGGACGGUUCUUAUCAAGAGCAGGUGACAAGUGUCAUUAUUUCUUCGGCACGAUCAAGAAGAAGAGCAAAUUUGAAUGGACUGAAUCGGCAAAAACUGCCUUCGUCCGAUUAAAGGAACAUCUCCACACCUUACCACGGCUUGUCAGUCCUCUUCAAGGAGAAACUUUGUAUGUAUACCUGGCCAUCUCCGAGUGGUCCUUGAGUGUUGUGUUGUUAACAGAAAGAGAGGGAGUGCAACUCCCCGUCUAUUUUGUGAGCCACGUCCUGCAAAAUGUCGAACUGAGAUAUCCUCCAAUUGAGAAAUUUGCACUUGCGCUGUUUAUGGCAAGCAAAAAGCUGCGUCCCUACUUUCUGGCACACAAACUGGUGGUAUACACAGACCAACCCUUGAAACAGCCACUUACUAAGCUAGACGCUGCCGGGCGAAUGCUCAAAUGGGCAAUUGAGCUGAAUGCAUUUGAUAUCUCAUAUGAACCUCGAAAGGCUAUCAAGGGGCAAGCAUUUUCCCAUUUCAUUGCAGAAAUGACAAGGCCAACUUUUGAGAAGAAUGUGGCGACCCGUUGGACGGUAUAUGUAGAUGGGUCAUCCACCCAGAACGGAUGUGGAGCCGGCAUAAUAUGCCAAUCCCCUGAAGGAGACAAGUACGAGUAUGCCAUGAGAUUCAAAUUCCAAACAUCUAACAAUGAGGUUGAAUAUGAAGCUUUACUAAAAAUGUGCAAAGCUGCCGGAGCUCAAGAAAUACUUGCCAUUUCUGACUCACAGCUUAUUGUAAGUCAAGUAAACGGGGACUACGAGGCAAGAGAUCCCAACAUGAUCAAAUACAUGCAAGCUGUGCGUCAAGAAAUAGAACAUUUGAAGAGUUUCGAAACUAAGCAGAUUCCCAGAACAGAGAACAAUCAGGCUGAUGCCCUGUCUAAACUAGCUAGCUCAGCUUCCUGUGAUACUCCGCGUCAUGUGUUUUGGGAAGUGAAAGAAAGACGAAGCAUCGAACAAGAGUUGUGCGCUCCUGUGGUAGCUAUCCUUGACCGGUCGUCAACUUGGAUGGACCCUAUCAUUGCAUAUAAAGUAGACGUCUCGCUUCCAGACGACUCAAGUCUAGCCGCCAAAAUUCAGAAGAAAAGUUCUUGGUUUGAAUGGUGGAAUGGAGUUUUGUAUAAGAAGUCAUUUUCCAGACCCCUCCUGUGGUGCGUCACUCUUGAGAAAGGGAAAGAAAUUCUGGACGACCUGCAUCAGGGAUUAUGUAGCUCCCAUAUUGGAGGACGAGCUUUAGCUGAAAAUGCCCUGCAAACUUGGUAUUACUGGCCCACUUUGAGAGAAGACGCCCUGGCCAUGGUGCAGAAGUGUGACAAGUGCCAACGAUUUGCUCAUCUCAUUCACAGGCCGGCUCACCCUCUCACCCCUAUCAUGAGCCCCAUUCCAUUUGCCAAGUGGGGAAUGGACUUUUUAGGACCAUAUACAGCAGCCCCUGGAGGCCGGCGCUACGUAAUUGUAGCCGUUGACUACUUCACCAAGUGGGUGGAAGCAGAAUCCCUCAAGAAUAUAAGGACUAGUGAUGUAAGGGCGUUUAUCUGGAAAAAUAUUAUGAAUCGCUUCGGAAUACCACAAGCUAUCGUCUUUGACAAUGGGCCUCAGUUUGAGACGCCUAAGCUGAAGGAAUGGUUAGCAGACCACGGCAUACACAGCUGCUUUGCUUCUGUAGGACGACCUCAAGCCAAUGGCCAGGUCGAAGCAUUUAACGAGAUAAUCUCCGAGGGGAUCAAAAAGAAGCUGGACGAAGCUAAGGGCCUAUAG
This is a messenger RNA of Spinacia oleracea (spinach), 1968 nucleotides long. RefSeq lists its product as uncharacterized. Lineage: Eukaryota; Viridiplantae; Streptophyta; Magnoliopsida; Caryophyllales; Amaranthaceae. The transcript has a single exon. The coding region runs from base 1 to 1968 and encodes 655 amino acids. Gene Ontology annotation, molecular function: RNA-DNA hybrid ribonuclease activity; nucleic acid binding. Gene Ontology annotation, biological process: DNA integration. The record is from RefSeq and is a predicted model, not a curated record.